Messenger RNA from Girardinichthys multiradiatus, 1062 nucleotides. It is a transcript of the gene nppcl, whose product is annotated as C-type natriuretic peptide-like. The transcript has 3 exons. Gene Ontology annotation, biological process: receptor guanylyl cyclase signaling pathway; cGMP biosynthetic process. Gene Ontology annotation, cellular component: extracellular region. The coding region runs from base 310 to 714 and encodes 134 amino acids. NCBI's taxonomy places the organism in Eukaryota, Metazoa, Chordata, Actinopteri, Cyprinodontiformes, Goodeidae. The record is from RefSeq and is a predicted model, not a curated record. Gene Ontology annotation, molecular function: hormone activity; hormone receptor binding.
CAUCCCGGCUGAAUCCCCAGCAGUCAGGGGACAGACGCAGGAGCAAGAGAAUCAUCAUCAUUCUCAUCAUCAUCCUCCCAAUUCCAUCACAGCGUGGAAGCGAGGAGUAGGAGGAGCCAGCCGAGUGAGAAACUGAUGCUCCUAGCAGGUGCCAACAAGUGAGAGGAAGCUGAGAGCCUGAGAAGAAGGGAAUGGACAAGAGCCUGUGAGAGGAGAAGACACCCAGAGCUCUGAGAGAAAACAAACAUCAGAUCCCUUCAGCCAGAGCGUUUUCCGGUCCUUCUCUCUGCUCUCAUUAUUCCCGCUGCCAUGCUGCGCCCUGUGCUGUUGUGUGCCGCUCUGCUUCUCCUGACUCCCUUUGAGAUGACAGAAGCUCGAGCUCUGCAUCCUGCUCCUGAUGCUGCGCAGUUUCUGGAGCAGUUUCUGGAGCGCUAUGAUGACCUCCUGACUCUGGAUGACCUGGAGAACCUGUUGAACAGCCAGCCGGAGGAAAGGUCCGCUGCCUCCUCCUCCUCCUCUGGUGUCAAAGCAGCUGAGUACCCCAAAUGGGCCGACGUCCAGAUGCAACCGGAGACCCCCUGGCUCCGGCUGCUGAAGGGGGCCCUGACCAGUCAGAGGCAAGCAGAACCAGAAAGGUCACGAAGGGGAUGGAACAGAGGUUGCUUUGGCUUGAAACUGGACCGGAUUGGGUCCAUGAGUGGACUUGGCUGUUAGUGGAGAGAAGAAAAAAAGAUGAGACUUGGAGCAUCCUUCUUAGAGAAACUCACACAUGCAUUCACCUGCAGAAAUAGGAUGUUUAAAUGUAGUUUCUAUGUAGUUUGGUGUAAUGUGAUUUAAACGAGCAUAGAUCAGAUGCCUCAUACUUCAUUCCAGACUAUUAGAACAUGUUAGCUUUGUUCCCAUAAAAUCUUCACAGUGCGUGGAGCAAACUUAGACAGGUUUGACAUUUUUUGUAUGUAACAAAGACGUGGAGAUCCAAAGACAAUGGCACCUGUAAACCCUCUGCAAUUUAUUUUAUAUGUUCACUUAUGAUUUGCAUGAAUAAAUGGAUUUGACAUUUGG